AUGAAAACUCCAGAGUUUAGUUUAGAUUCUUUAAAAAAUAACAGGAAGAAAAAGAACAAGAAGUUGAACUAUGAAAAUUGGAGUGCACAUUAUUUUUUAAAGUUGCCUAUAUUUGUAAUAUUGAUGAUUGUAUUUUCUUUAAAUGCCUUUAUAUAUUUAUUGAUUCGUUUUUUUAUAUAUUUUUUUGAAAAUACAUCCUUUUGGAUGAUAACAAAAUGUAAAGAUUUUAAUUUUUUCGUUCGAAAGAAGAAAAAUGCAGAUACAUCAUCUUCAUCGAAUAAUAAUAAUAAUAAUAAGAAGAAGAACAACAAAUGUGAGAAUGAACAACCCAUAGUUUAUAAAAAUGAAAAGGAUGAUAGUAUAUUUCAUAUAGAGCGUUUAAUGAAUACAUGUAAUAAUUAUGAUGAUUAUAUAAAAUAUGCAUAUAGUAUGGAUGUGUUAACUGGAAAAACAGUUCAUAUAAAUGAAAAUGACGAUUAUAUUAAUAUUUAUGAUGUACAUUUAUUAAAAAAAACAUCUGAAAGUAUACAAAUUAAUUUAUUAAAUAAAGAUAUUUUAUUACUUCUAGAAGAUAUAAAGAUAGCUACUUCACCAAGAAUAAAAGGAAUAUUUCAAGAAAAAUAUUAUUGUAAAACUUAUUCAAUACCUCAUUUGAUUGUAACAGAAUUUAUUAAUAAUGUAAUGAAUGGAUUAAAUUUUUUAGAAAAUUAUAUAGAACAACAAAAGCAAAUGAAUAUCAAUUAUAAGUUCUCAGAUGAAUAUCUAGUUAUCAAAAAAUAUUUUAAAGAUAUAUUUAGACAAUGGGGGAAUACUGCAUUGUUUUUAAGUGGCGGGGCCAUUUUAGGUCUACAUCAUUUUGGAGUCUUAGAAGUGUUUUUAAAAUCUUCAAUAAAUGCGGAUUAUUUUAAUGACUACGCUAAGAAACUUACAAUGGAGCAAACAAAGGAAGAAAAGUUAUCUCGCAGUAGCUACACAAAUGAUGUUAGUAAUGAUAAUAAUAAGAAGGAUAUAUAUAAGGAUUGUCAAGAUGAAAACAAAAGAAAUAUUAUAUCAAGCAGUAACAAUAGUAGGGAGAAAAAAGUUUCACUAGAGGAUUUUGACAAAAAAAAAAAAAAAUAUAUGAAUAAUAUGAAACAAGAAAUAAAGGAAAAUAUAAAAAAUGGUCCCAAAAAUAAUUGUGAUGAUUAUAACAACCAGUGUGAUGAUUAUAAUAAUUUUCAUUAUGAUAAUUCUUCAUCUUCUAAUGGUAGUGUCUAUCAUUCUUCCAUAUGCGAUGAAUUUAACCUUUUUUGCACAGAUAGGAUGGUAAAAUUGAAAGAGUAUAAUAAUAUGAAGGAUAAGAAAAAACCAAUAAAGAAAUUGAACACAUUAUGUAAUAAUAUAACUACUUAUAAUGAUAGUUGUAAUAUGAAUAAUAAAAAGGUUCCUAUUAAAGAAGAUGGAGAGGUUGAUUUUCAUAAGAAAGAUAUAAAUAUGAAUCCUAAUGAUUUGAAAGAAAGAAAGAAAAAAAAUAUAUUAUUUGAUAGUCUAAAUAGUUUUUAUAAAUGUUCUGAAGAACCUAAUAAGAAUGAGAAUUUGCCUAUUAGGAAAAAUAAUACAAACGAUUUUGUUGCAAAUUUUGAAGAUAAUAUUUUGCCACAAAUAAUUUGUGGAACAUCUGCUGGUAGUAUUGUUGCAGCUUGGAUUUGUACUAGAACAAAUAACGAAUUGUUAGAUGAAUUUAAUAUAAAUUUUAUUUAUAAUAUCGUUUCUUGUUUUUCUUCAGAAAAUUGGUUUUAUUCAUUUUUUAAUAUUUAUAAAAAAGGGAAUUUUUAUGAUAUCGAUAAAAUUGUUAAACUUAUUUAUAAUUUAUAUGGUGAUAUGACAUUUCUUGAAGCUUUUAUAAAAACAAAUUUAGUUUUAAAUAUUACAGUUACUAGAGCAGAAUGUGAAAAUAAUAAUUUUAGUUGUGAUGAAGAUGGACAUAUAGUACUAAAUUAUAUGAACUCUCCAAAUGUUUUAAUUUAUACGGCAGUUUUGGCUAGCUGCUCUUUUCCAUAUUUAUUACAACCUUUCAAAUUGUUAGAGAAAAAAUAUAACAAAGAAAAUGUUUAUAGAUUUAUGUCGAUAAAGGAAUUAAAUAAUAGCAAACUUAUUUUGAAUAGUAAUACUUUAUAUAAAAAUCGAAUUCUCUUAAAAGAAGAUUCAGACGGAUUAGCUCUAUCAAGGAGUUUAGAAAGUUCAGAUAUUAAAAGUGAAAAAACAUGUAAUAAUGCUGAUACUUGGAAAAAUAAUUAUAGUAAUAAUAAUCAUUAUUAUAAUAGUAAUAUCAAUUUGGAUGAUGAACAUAAAAAUUUAAAUGAACCACAACCAUCCAUUUUAAAUAAUGUACAUAAUUAUGAAAAUAAAAAUUCUUCAUGUGCAACCAUUGAUACUUGCAUGAAGGAAGAAUAUAUUUUAAGUAAAACCAUUUUGGAAAAUGAAUUUAUUAAUAAACCAAUUAAUAAUAAAAUGAAUAAGGAUUAUAUACAUAAUAAUGGAGAUGUCGAAUUUGUAGGAAACAAAAAUGAUCAUAUUUUAAAAAAUAAUGAUAAUGAAAUGGUAGUAGCUAGCUUUUUUGUAUCAAAUAAUGACCUGAACAGUUCAGGAGAAAAGUUAAAAAAAAAAAAAAAAAACAAUAACAACAAUAAUAAUAACAAUAAUAAUAACAACAAUAAUAAUAAUAACAAUAAUAAUAAUAAUAUAAAUUUUCCAGAUCAAUUACAUAUUCAUAAGGGAGAUAAAAAUGAUUUGAUUGCUUUGAAAGAAGAUAAGAAUAAAAAGGAUAAGAUUAAUAAUAAUGAGAUGAAUGAUUAUAAUAAAUAUGAUGAUAAUGGUGAUGUGGAUUAUGAUGAUUUGGAAGAAGAAGAUAUAUGUAUAAAUCAAGUAUUAAGAAAUGAAAUUGGUGAUGGUGUUAUAUUGGAUAAAGAAAAAAUAAAGAAGAGAAAAAAAAAUAAUAAAGAUAUGGCAAGUAUAGAAAAAAAGGGAACUGAAAUAACAGAUAGUUGGGAGAAUGAAAAUAUGUUAAUUGAAAAAACAUAUGAAAAUGGUAAUUCGAGUAAAAAAUAUAUAGAUAUUAAUGAAUAUAGGAAUAUAAAUUUAUUGAAUGAAGAGUAUACUAUAAUAAAUAGUGUACAAUUUAAAAAUAUGUAUUUUCAUGAUGGUUCAUUGAAAAGUGAUAUACCUGCACAUAAUUUAAAUCAGAUAUUAUCAGUCAAAUAUAAAAUUGUUUCUCAAGUUAAUCCACACGUAUUUCCAUUUACUGGAGUACGUGUUCAUGGUGAGGCUGGUAAGCCAGUCAAAUGGAGAGGAAGUUCUGGCAAUUGGAGAGCAGGUUUUUUAAUGUCAUCUAUGGAAAUCUUAUUUAAAGAAAAUAUGAGAUAUAUAUUAAGACUAAUGGCUUUACUUGAUUUAUCUCCAACCAUAAGAGGAUUAAAUGCUGGAUCGAUAGCUAUGCAGAAUUAUAAUGGAGAUAUAACGUUACAUCCGAAGAGACUUUAUUUAAAACAUUUUAAAUUAAUUAGUGUUUCUAAUUAUGACGAUGUUGAAUGGUAUAUACAAGAAGGUAGACAAAUGACUUUUCAAAAAUUGCCAUUAAUUUUGAACAGAAUGAAAAUUGAAAAGAAAUUGAUAAAAAUGAAAAAAUGUUUUUUUUAA
Molecule: messenger RNA, 3675 nt
Organism: Plasmodium adleri (nom. inval.)
Lineage: Eukaryota; Apicomplexa; Aconoidasida; Haemosporida; Plasmodiidae
Product: patatin-like phospholipase, putative
Exons: 2
Coding region: 1-3675 (1224 amino acids)
Biological process (GO): lipid metabolic process
Molecular function (GO): triacylglycerol lipase activity
Source: RefSeq, a predicted model, not a curated record